AUGGACUGGUUUUCUUGGCUCUCAAAAACAGGGCUAGAGCCCUCCCUUAUUUAUGAGUAUGGCCUAGCUUUUUCUCACAAUGAGCUCGAAGAAGAAGAUAUAGCUUACUUCAAUCACGAGCUCCUCCAAAGCAUGGGAAUUUCAAUAGCCAAACAUAGGCUUGAAAUUCUCAAGCUUGCUAGAAAAGAAAAAGAUAGCGUUCCACAUCCCAUGUCAAGGCUUUUUAUUGCUAUCAAGAGGACGAAGAGGUGGUUUUCUAAGUAUUUUCAUGCACGGACCCGUCGUGAGGACUCUUCUCUCGCGCUCGUGCCAAGGCAUGGCCAUAGAUCAGGAUGGAAUUAUGAUAUGGUCAAGAGGAACAAGAGACUGGUGGUAACUAAACAAAGUAGAGAAACACCACUUUUGCUUACAAAUGGUAGUCCUAUGUUGAUGCAUAAUUCGCAAACUAAUAGCUUGUCGAGCCCCCUAUAUAUGAUGUCGCAUGAUCUUCACAAAGACGAUCAGAAAAUGCAUCAUCAAGAUUAUGAAGAAUAUUGGUCAUCUGCUGUUGAAGAUAAGAGGUGGGAUACAAUGUUUCACAACUUGAAACCAACUUAA
This is a messenger RNA of Fraxinus pennsylvanica, 597 nucleotides long. The record is from the annotation of a GenBank genome assembly. Lineage: Eukaryota; Viridiplantae; Streptophyta; Magnoliopsida; Lamiales; Oleaceae.